Molecule: messenger RNA, 13407 nt
Organism: Papaver somniferum (opium poppy)
Lineage: Eukaryota; Viridiplantae; Streptophyta; Magnoliopsida; Ranunculales; Papaveraceae
Exons: 64
Coding region: 216-13052 (4278 amino acids)
Source: RefSeq, a predicted model, not a curated record
CAGUUUUUUUCUGUCAGUUUCCCACAACCGUCCUCGUACAUAGGUAGUUCUUUCUUCUCCACAGAGACAGAAAUUUUGUAGAGUAAAUUGGAUCAAAACAAAAGAGUCUGAUCGAGUUAAGAAGGAGAAGAAAUUAUUAGAAUCUUCAUUGCGUCAUGGAUCGGAAUGGAAGCUCAAGAACAAGUUCAAUUAAUUGAAUCGGUUUUGAUUAAAUCAUGUUUGAAGCUCACGUUCUGCAUUUGCUGCGGAAAUAUUUGGGUGAAUAUGUCCAUGGACUCUCAGCUGAAGCUUUAAGAAUCAGCGUCUGGAAGGGAGAUGUUGUUCUUAAGGACUUGAAGUUGAAGGCGGAAGCACUAAAUUCGUUAAAGCUUCCCGUAACUGUCAAAGCUGGAUUUGUUGGUACUAUAACGCUAAAGGUUCCAUGGAAAAGUCUAGGGAAAGAACCUGUGAUUGUUCGUAUUGAUCGUGUCUUCAUUCUUGCCCAUCCUGCUCCUGAUGGACGGACACUCAAGGCUGAAGACAGGGAAAAACUUUUUGAAGCCAAGCUUCAUCAGAUUGAGGAGGCAGAGUCAGCAACUCUUGAAGCUAGAUCUAAAUUGGGAAAUCAACCUGGUGGAAAUUCAUGGUUGGGUUCACUCAUUGCUACUAUCAUUGGGAACCUCAAGAUCUCCAUUACCAAUGUCCAUGUCAGAUAUGAGGAUACCAUCAGUAACCCAGGCCAUCCAUUUUCUUCCGGUGUUACGCUGGCAAAGCUUGCUGCUGUUACAAUGGAUGAACAGGGAAAUGAAACUUUUGAUACCAGUGGUGCGCUGGACAGAUUGCGGAAGUCGUUGCAACUUGAUAGACUCGCGGUGUAUCACGACUCUGACACCCUUCUCUGGAAGAUGGAUAAGAAGUGGGAAGAUUUGAGCCCAAAUGAAUGGAUUGAGAUCUUUGAAGAAGGUAUUAAUGAACCUCCAGCUGGUCACAAAGUGGCUUCUUCGUGGGCUCAAAAUCGCCAGUAUUUGGUAUCACCAAUCAAUGGUGUUCUAAAAUACCAUCGUCUUGGAAAGCAAGAAAGAGUAGACCCAGAAAUUCCCUUUGAGAAGGCAUCACUUGUUCUGAGCGAUGUUUCUUUAACAAUUACAGAGGCUCAGUACCAUGACUGCCUAAAACUCCUAGAAGUAGUUUCGAGAUAUAAAACACAUGUUGAUGUUUCUCACUUGAGACCCAUGGUGCCAGUUUCGGAGGGUCCUCAUGUGUGGUGGCGAUAUGCUGUUCAGGCUGGUUUGCAGCAGAAGAAAAUGUGCUAUCGCUUCUCAUGGGACCGAAUUCGAUAUCUUUGUCAGCUUCGUCGACGUUAUAUUCAGUUAUAUGCUAGUUUGUUGCAACAACUAAAAGUUGAUAAUUCUGAGAUUAGAGAAAUUGAGAGAGAUCUUGACUCGAAAGUAAUCCUUUUGUGGAGGUUACUUGCACAUGCUAAAGUCGAGUCUACAAAAUCUAAAGAAGCUGCACAGCAAAAUAGUCAAUUAAAGAGAAGCUGGUUUUCUUUCAGAUGGCGUAAUUCUUCAGAGGAUGCUUCUCCUGAGAUUGAGUCCGAGGGGCCACUUCUUAUGGAAGAAAAACUGACUAAAGAAGAAUGGCAAGCUAUUAAUAAGUUACUAAGUUACCAGCCAGAUGAGGAGUUGACUACUCACUUAGCGAAGGAUAUAAAUAUGAUUCAGUUCCUUGUAAAUGUCUCCAUAGGUCAGGCUGCUGCUCGAAUAAUCAGUAUCAGCGAAACUGAGAUUCUUUGUGGCAGAUUUGAACAACUUAACGUCACCACCAAAUUUUAUCCCCGCAGCACCCAAUAUGAUGUUUCACUGAGAUUCUAUGGCUUAUCUUCUCCUGAAGGUUCACUUGCGCAGAGUGUCAGCAGCGAGAAGAAGGUUAAUGCUUUAGCUGCUACAUUUGUGGACUCACCUAUUGGGGAAAAUGUGAACUGGCGGCUUUCAGCAACAAUUGCUCCAUGCCAUGUUACAGUAUUUAUGGAAAGCUAUGAGCGUUUUCUGGAGUUCAUGAGGAGGAGCAAUGCAGUUAGUCCUACUGUUGCACUGGAGACUGCAACAGCUCUACAGAUGAAAAUAGAGAAAGUGACUCGUCGGGCUCAGGAGCAGUUUCAAAUGGCAUUGGAAGAACAAAGCAGGUUUGCGCUGGACAUUGAUUUUGAUGCUCCAAAAGUAAGGGUUCCUCUCAGAACAGGCUUGAUUUCCACAUUUGAUGGUCACUUUCUUUUGGAUUUUGGCCAUUUCACACUUCGCACAAAAGAAGGUCAGCGUGAUGAACAGAGGCAGAGUCUGUACUCUCGUUUUUAUAUAGAGGGAAGAGAUAUAGCUGCUUUUUUCAGUGAUUGUGGUUCUGAAAGUGGAAAUUGCACUUUGGUCACUUCAACCUCUAGUUGGGAACCUUCUGGAUUACUUUUUCUGGACAACGCCGAUCAUAUCUACUCUCUUAUUGAUAGGUGUGGAAUGACGGUAAUGGUUGAUCAGAUUAAAAUACCACAUCCGAGUUUCCCAUCAACAAGGGUGUCAUUCCAAGUGCCCAAUCUUGGCAUUCACUUUUCGCCGGCUAGAUAUGGAAGAAUAUUGGAACUGUUAGAUAUAUUCUAUGGCACAGUCGACAAUUUAGAUCAAGUUGCUAAUGAAAUUUCUCAAAAUGGUGUGGCACCUUGGAGUCCUGCAGAUCUUUCAACUGAGGCUAGAAUUCUUGUUUGGCGGGGAAUAGGGAAUUCUGUGGCUGAGUGGCAACCUUGUUUUCUUGCAUUAUCAGGGUUUUAUCUCUAUGUUUGUGAAUCCGAAAUGUCCCAAAGUUACCAACGAUGCUCGAGUAUGGCUGGUCGGCAAAUAUAUGAAGUUCCUCCUGCAAGUGUCGGUGGGUCACAGUUCUCCGUUGCUGUCAGUGUCAGGGGCAUGAACAUUCAAAAGGCUCUGGAAUCUUCUAGUAAUUUAAUAAUUGAGUUUCGAGAUGAAAUGGAGAAGGCCUCUUGGAUGAAAGGACUUAUACAAGCAACAUAUAGAGCUUCUGCUCCUCCAUCUGUUGACAUACUCGGAGAAUCACAUGAUGCUCUAUCUGAACAUGGUGAACAUAGAGCCACUAAUUACGGAACUGCUGACCUUGUCAUUAAUGGGGCAUUGGUAGAAACAAAGUUGUUAAUAUACGGAAAGACUGGAGGAGAAGAGCGUGAAGAGGAUGAAGAGACACUAAUUUUAGAAAUUCUUGCCGGUGGUGGGAAGGUGCACCUUGUGCGCGGGGAAGGUGACUUGACUGUCAAGACAAAGUUGCACUCGUUGAAAAUUAAGGAUGAGCUUCAAGGUCAUCUUUCUUCAUCUCCACAGUAUUUGGCCUGUUCCGUGCAGAAGGAUGAAACUUUAGUAGCUCCCUCUAGCACUUUAGAUUUGAUUGAGAAAGAAUUGCCUGAAGUACUUCUGGAGGAGGAUGAUAUUUUCACCGAUGCGUUGCCAGAUUUCGUUUUCACUGAUCCUGUCCAUCAUUCGCAAAGUAGUGAUAUGCCUCAUUGCAGUGACCAGUAUGCUGGAGUUGAAACCGAAGCUUCAACUAACCAAAAGAAACUGACUAAAGGGAAAGGAAUUAGCGGUGAGAUAUUCUAUGAGGCACGUGAUAGUGAUAUAUCUGAUUUUGUGUCUGUUACCUUUUCCACAAGGAGUUCUUGGUCGCCUUUCUACGACGGUACUGAUACACAGAUGAGCAUCUGCAUGUCGAAAUUGGACUUCUUUUGCAACAGACCUACUCUGGUUGCUUUAAUUGGCUUCGGCUUAGAUGUGAGCUCCGCUGGUUCAGAACUUACCGGCAAUAGUGAGGUUAAUGAGAACUACCGACCGAGCAGUCCCGACGAGGAUAAAGUUCAUGAGCUUUCGGAAAGCAAAGAAAAAAUAGAAGACAGCGGACGUUCUUUCAUUAAAGGAUUGCUUGGCUAUGGUAAAGGCCGAGUGGUCUUUCAUUUGAACAUGAAUGUUGGUAGUGUUCGUGUAUUUCUCAACAAGGAGGAUAAUACUCAGCUAGCAAUGCUGGUGCAAGAAAGUUUUCUUUUUGAUCUGAAGGUUCAUCCGAGUUCUCUUUCGAUAGAGGGUACAUUAGGAAAUUUCAGGCUGUGCGAUUUGUCCUUAGGGAUGGAUCACUGUUGGGGUUGGCUUUGCGAUAUUCGUAAUCAGGGGGCUGAAUCCCUUAUUAAGUUCACAUUUAAUUCGUACAGUGCCGAGGAUGAAGAUUAUGAAGGAUAUGAUUAUAGUUUAUCUGGCCGACUUUCUGCAGUUCGUAUCGUUUUCCUUUAUAAGUUUGUCCAGGAGGUCACUCUGUACUUUAUGGAGCUCGCCACUCCACGCACAGAAGAAGCAAUUAAACUUGUUGAUAAAGUUGGGGGUUUUGAGUGGUUAAUUCAGAAGUAUGAGAUGGAGGGAGCCUCUGCUUUAAAGCUGGACCUAUCACUGGAUACUCCAAUAAUUAUCAUUCCCCGGAAUUCAAUGAGCAAAGAUUUCAUGCAACUUGAUUUAGGCCGGCUACAAAUUUCAAAUGAGAUUAGCUGGCACGGAUGCUCCGAGAAAGAUCCUUCUGCUGUCCAUCUUGAUGUUCUUCAUGCAGAGAUAUUUGGCAUUAACAUGGCUAUUGGAGUUAAUGGUCUCCUAGGGAAGCCAAUGAUACGUGAAGGUCGAAGUCUUCAUAUCUAUGUGCGUCGCAGUUUGAGGGACGUUUUCAGGAAAGUUCCAACACUUGCUGUUGAAAUUAAGAUUGGUUCAUUGCAUGGGGUGAUGUCUGAUAAAGAAUAUGAUGUUAUUCUCAAUUGUUUUUACAUGAAUAUAUCCGAAGAGCCAAAACUUCCUCCAAGUUUUCGUGGAGGUUCUUCUGUUCCCAAAGAUACAAUACGAAUGCUAGUAGACAAGGUAAAUCAGAAUAGUCAAAGCUUCUUGUCACGUACUGUUACCAUAAUGGCAGUUGAAGUGAACAACGCGUUGCUAGAGUUGUAUAAUGGCAUUGAUGAAGAGUCACCUCUAGCUCAGAUUGCUCUAGAAGGUCUCUGGGUGUCUUAUCGGAUGACAUCAUUGUCAGAAACAGAUCUAUAUGUAACUAUACCUGUAUUCUCAAUACUUGAUAUUCGUCCUAAUACCAGGCCUGAAAUGCGCUUGAUGCUUGGUUCUUCGUCUGAUUUAUCUAAGCAAGGGUCCUCAGGAAAUGUUCCGACUAGCUUUAGUAAAGUCGAUUCGAUGAGGAAGAACUUAGGUGCUACCCCUGAUUUGGAUGCCCCAAACUCAACCAUGCUAUUGUUAGACUAUAGAUUUCGGUCAUCUUCUCAAUCGUACGUGGUUCGUCUCCAGCAGCCUCGUGUGCUUGUAGUUCUAGACUUCCUCCUUGCUGUGGGUGAAUUCUUUGUUCCAUCUUUGGGGGCUAUAACUGGAAGAGAGGAAACGUCAGAUCCAAAGAAUGAUCCUAUAACUAGAAACAGCAAUAUAGUUCUGAACUCAGCCAUUUACAAACAGAGUGAUGAUGUGGUGUACCUAUCACCAGGUAGGCAAUUAAUAGCUGAUUCUCUCGGGGUUGAUGAAUAUACAUACGACGGUUGUGGACAAACUAUUGUUCUAAGUGAAGAAGCUGAUGAAAAAGACACCCUGUCUUUCAAAUCUCAGCCUAUAAUUGUAAUUGGGCGUGGAAAGAAGUUGCGGUUCAUGAAUGUAAAAGUUGAGAAUGGUACGCUAUUGAGGACACACACAUACUUGAGCAAUGAGAGCAGCUACUCGGUUUCUGCAGAAGAUGGAGUGAGCAUUGAUAGUUUCUCUUCUGAUAAUGAGGCAACAAGUCCAGAUGCUGUGCAUGGAUCACCCAACAGUUCUGUUGCUCUCACUUAUCCUGAAUGUGACAAUCAGAUACAAAGUGUUACUUUUGAAGCCCAGGCUGUAUCUCCUGAGUUUACCUUCUAUGACAGCUCUAAAUCAUCUCUUGAUGAUUCUUCACAUUGUGAAAAGCUUCUCCGUGUAAAAAUGAACCUAAGUUUCAUGUAUGCUUCAAAAGAAAACGAUACUUGGAUACGAACCCUUAUUAAGGAUCUCACUGUAGAAGCUGGAUCUGGUCUCGUUAUUCUUGAUCCAGUCGAUGUGUCAGGGGGUUACACUUCUGUUAAGGACAAGACAAAUAUAUCUUUGAUAUCAACAGAUAUAUGCGCGCGUCUUUCUUUAAGUGUUAUUUCUCUUGUACUGAAUCUCCAAAAUCAGGCCACCACCGCAUUAGAACUCGGAAAUGCUUGUCCACUGGCUUCAUGUACCAACUUUGACCGGCUCUGGGUGUCACCAAAAGGAAGUGGGGCUUCUUACAACAUUACCUUUUGGAGGCCUCAAGCUCCUUCAAACUAUGUUAUAUUGGGGGAUUGUGUGACAUCAAGGCCUAUCCCCCCUUCACAGGCAGUUCUGGCGGUGAGUAACACAUAUGGUCGUGUGCGUAAGCCAGUAGGUUUCAAUCUUAUCGGUUCGCUUGCUAGCAUUCUGGAGUUAGAAGGAGAUGGAGAAGAAUCUGAUGUUGGUUGCUUUCUCUGGAUGCCAAUUCCACCAAAUGGGUACACAGCAGCAGGAUGUGUAGUACAUAGAGGAACACUGCCGCCUCCAAAUCACAUUGUUUAUUGCAUACGUUCUGAUCUUGUCACAACUACAACAUAUUCGGAAUGCCUUUUCAGUGUUCAGCCAACGCCAAAGUUUUUAUCUGGAUUUAGCAUCUGGCGCCUCGACAAUGUUGUUGGAUCAUUCUAUGCCCAUCCCAAGGCACACGCCCCUUCUAAGGAGGUUAGUUGCGACUUCGGUCAUGCUCUUUCAGGGUACUCAAAUCAGAGUGACUCCCCUUCCCAAUAUCAUGCUUCAGAUCUUGCUGUGAACCCUGAUUAUGGAACUCAACAAGGAAGCAACAACAGCUCUAGCUCCUCUGGAUGGGACAUCCUGAGAUCAGUUUCACGAGUUAGUAGUUGUUAUAUGUCGACCCCACAUUUUGAGCGGAUUUGGUGGGACAAAGGUAGUGAUCUCCGCCGACCAGUUUCAAUAUGGCGACCUAUACCACGCCCUGGCUACGCUAUCAUUGGCGAUUGCAUAACUGAAGGUUUAGAGCCUCCGUCACUUGGAACAAUUUUUAAAUGUGACAAUCCCGAGAUUUCUGCAAGGCCUACUCAAUUGUCAAGAGUUGCUCAUAUAGUGGGAAAAGGUUUUGAUGAUGCUUUCUUCUGGUACCCUAUAGCCCCUGCCGGUUAUGCUGCUCUAGGAUGUAUAGUAUCAAAAAAAGAUGAAGCGCCACAAAUAGAUUCUGUUUGCUGUCCAAGGUUGGAUCUUGUUAACCCAGGCAAUAUUCUAGAGAUGCCCAUUUCAAGAUCAUCUAGUUCGAAGGGUUCUCAUUGCUGGAGCAUUUGGAAAGUUGAAAAUCAGGCAUGCACCUUUCUUGCACGGUCGGACCAGAAAAAACCCUCAAGCCGUUUGGCUUACACCAUGGGUGAUCCUGUGAAGCCAAAGACACGGGAGAAUGUAACUGGCGAAAUGAAGCUUAGAUGCUGCUCCCUUACUGUUGUAGACAGCUUUUGCGGAACGAUGACACCACUAUUUGACUUAACAAUCACCAACAUCAACCUGGCAACACAUGGUCGACUAGAAGCAAUGAAUGCUGUUCUCAUAUCUUCUAUUGCCGCGUCCACAUUCAACACACAAUUGGAAGUUUGGGAGCCUCUUUUAGAGCCAUUUGAUGGAAUAUUCAAGUUUGAAACGUACCAUUCCAAUGAGCAUGUACAACCAAGAAUCGUGAAGAAAGUACGUGUUGCUGCAACAAGUAUAUUCAAUAUUAAUAUAAGUGCUGCAAAUCUCAAAACAUUUGCCGAGGCUACUGAGUCAUGGAGAAGACAUGCAGAACUUGAGCAAAAAUCGGCAAAACCAAAUGAGGAAUCUGGUGGUCUGCUUAGUCUUGGAGAUGACUCAACUUACUCUGCUUUGGAUGAGGACGAUUUUCAGACAGUGGUUGUAGAAAAUAAACUUGGUUGUGACAUAUAUAUUAAGAAAGUUGAGCACAACGCAGAGACGGUUGAACUACUACAGCAUGAUCAGUAUGCAUCUGCAUGGAUUCCUCCACCAAGGUUUUCAGAUAGGUUAAAUAUCGUAGGUGAAUCUAGGGAAGGACGCAAUUAUGUUGCUGUACAGAUAUCUGAGGCGAAGGGGCUACCAAUUGCUGAUGAUGGCAAUGGUCAUAGCUUCUUCUGUGCUUUGCGUCUUGUUGUUGAGAGUCAGGCUACAGAUCAGCAGAAGCUUUUUCCUCAGAGUGCAAGAACAAAAUCAGUAAAGCCGCUGAUAUUAAAAAACAAUGACAUGGAAGAAGGCAUUGCAAAGUGGAAUGAACUUUUCAUAUUCGAAGUUCCUCGAAGGGGGCUUGCUCGGUUGGAACUGGAGGUGACAAACCUUGCUGCCAAAGCUGGCAAAGGUGAAGUAGUCGGUGCUGUUUCAAUAUCUACCAGCAAUAGUGCAACUACAUUGAAAAAAGUUGCUUCUGUAAGGAUGUUGCGCGUCCUAUCUGAUGUUAAAACUGUAGUAUCAUAUCCACUUCGGAAAAGGGGGCAGUUGAAUGUUGAUGAAGGCAUUAACGAUUGUGGAUACCUAUCAGUUUCCACAUCUUAUUUUGAAAGGAAAACAAAUGCAAACCUUCAAAGACAAAUGGAAAGUGUGAGUGAAAUCGAUAGGGAUGUGGGAUUCUGGAUUGGGUUUGGCAAGGAGGGGCCUUGGGAGAGCUUCCGGUCGUUGCUACCGCUUUCAGUUGAUCCAAGGUCAUUAAAUGAAAAUUUAAUUGCAUUGGAAGUGGUGAUGAAGAAUGGCAAGAAGCAUGCGAUUCUAAGGGGUCUUGCUACAGUUGUCAAUGAUUCCGACGUUAAACUUGAUCUUUCUGUAUGCCCUGUUUCUUUGCUUCGAAAUCGUACUCCUCCAACUUCUGAAGGAGGCCAUCAGAAUGCUGUGGUAGAAGAGGUCUAUGAGAACCAACGGCACCAAGCAAUUUCAGGGUGGGGAAACAAGUGGCCUGGUUUCCGUGGUAAUGAUCCAGAGAGGUGGAGUACUAGGGACUUCUCGUAUUCAUCAAAGGAUUUUUUUGAGCCUCCACUACCUUCUGGGUGGCGAUGGACCACUACCUGGACUGUUGAUAAAUCUCAGUUUGGGGACAUCGACGGUUGGGUGUAUGCUCCUGAUUAUCAGAGCUUACUAAAAUGGCCACCAAAUUCUUCAAUGUCACCCGCAAAGUCAUCCCUCCAGGUUGUUCGCCGAAGGCGUUGGAUCCGCACAAGGCAACCAUUAUCCACUGGAAGUAUUAGUAGCAUGAAUGAUGUAGUCACUAUUUUGAGUCCAGGAUCAUCGUCCGUCUUACCUUGGAGAAGCACAUCUAGCGACUCUGAUCUAUGUAUUCAAAUUCGUCCUCAUGUUGAGUAUCCUGAACCCUCGUACACAUGGGCUGUGGGUUCUGGUUAUGCCCGUGAUAAUGAUCAGUCGUUCUUUGAGCAAGGAUCGCUUUCAAGACAAAAUACCAUGCAGCGUGGGAAUGCAUCUUCCUCUUUUGCUUUUAAGUUGAAUCAGCUUGAGAAGAAGGAUGUUCUUUUGCAUUGUGAUCCAAGUUCUGGUGGUAAACAAAGCUUUUGGCUCAGCAUUGGAACCGAUGCUUCGGUUUUGCAUACUGAACUAAAUGCACCUGUUUACGAUUGGAGAAUAUCGAUCAACUCUCCAUUUAAAUUGGAGAGUAGACUUCCUUGUCCAGCUGAGUUUACAGUGUGGGAAAGAAUGAAGGAUGGAGUUAGUAUUGAGAGGCAACAUGGUAUCAUCUCAUCACGAAGGAGCGUACAUAUCUAUUCAGCAGAUAUGAAAAGACCUAUUUAUCUUACUCUCUGUGUUCAGGGGGGAUGGGUUUUGGAAAAGGAUCCUGUGUUGAUUCUCGAUCUUUCUUCUCUUGGCCAUGUAUCAUUCUUUUGGAUGGUUCACAAGCAAAGUAGAAGGAGAUUGAGAGUGAGCGUUGAACGUGAUACUGGAGUAACUAAUGCUGCACCAAAAACAAUAAGGUUCUUUGUGCCGUACUGGAUUAGCAAUGACUCCUCUCUGCCAUUAUCAUAUCGUAUAGUAGAGGUUGAGCCUACAGACACUGCAGAGGCCGACUCACCAUUACUCUCUAAAGUUAAAUCUGCAAAGCAUACCUUGAGAACUUCUGCAAGCACAAAUUAUCGUAAAAAUUCUAUCAUAAAGAGAAAUAUUCAAGUGCUAGAAGAAAUUGAGGAUUCAAAUCUUGGCCCAGUUAUGCUAUCUCCACAAGAGUAUGCAGGGCGAAGUGGUAGUUCCUCAUUUUCUGCUCGACAUGAUACAUCUCAAUCCCGACGAGUGGGUAUUUCUGUUGCUAUCCGCCAGUCAGAUUAUUACAGUCCUGGGGUUUCUCUUAUGGAGCUGGAAAGCAAGGAACGGAUCGAUGUCAAUGCCUUCACCUCAAAUGGAUCUUAUUACAAACUUUCAGCUCUUCUUAACAUGACAUCUGACAGAACAAAGGUUGUUCACUUCCAACCUCAAAGUGUAUUCAUCAAUAGAAUUGGUCAAAGUGUAUGUAUUCAACAAUAUGACUCUCAAUGGGAGGAGUGGUUUCAUCCAACAGACCCUCCAAAGCCGUUUCAGUGGAAAUAUUCAGGCAUUGAAUUGUUAAAGUUACGAAUGGAGGGAUACAAUUGGAGUACACCUUUUAGCAUUGGAUGUGAAGGCCUAAUGUGUAUUCACUUAAAGAGCAAUGUUGGAAAUGAUCAGAUAUCUCUGAGAGUAGAAGUGCGAAGUGGAACGAAAAAUUCCCGAUAUGAAGUUCUCUUCCGCCCUUCUUCUUUUUCAAGCCCUUACAGGAUUGAAAAUCGUUCAAUGUUCCUACCAAUACGUUACCGGCAAGUGGAUGGUUCCAGUGAUUCCUGGCAGUAUUUGCCUCCAAAUGCAUCUUCCUCGUUUUUGUGGGAAGAUCUAGGUAGGAAAAGGUUGUUGGAAGUCUUGGUUGACGGAACUGAUCCAUCAAAAUCACAGAAGUAUGAUAUUGAUGAGGUUUUCGACCACUAUCCUAUUCAUGAAACUGGUGGUUCAGCUAGGGCUAUACGUGUUACAGUUCUCAAAGAACAGAAGACAAAUGUCGUCAAGAUUAGUGAUUGGAUGCCUGGAGAUGAUCCUCCUGAUACAAUGCCCAAGAGAGAUCUUUCUUCUUUAUCGAAAUUGACUGGAAGUAGUUCCCCAAACCAAUUGCAGCUUACUCCUACAGAUAGUGAGUUUCACAUCAUUCUUGAGGUCGCAGACCUGGGCUUAUCGAUUAUUGAUCAUACACCGGAGGAGAUACUCUACCUAUCAGUGCAAAAUCUUCUGCUGUCGCACUCAAGUGGCUUGGGAUCUGGUAUUAGUAGGUUUAAGUUGAGGAUGAGCGCUAUUCAAGUGGAUAACCAAUUGCCACUCACUCCAAUGCCAGUUGUCUUCCGGCCUCAGAGAACUGGAGAACAGCUCGAGUACAUCUUGAAAUUCUCUUUUACAACACAAUCAAAUGGGUCACAAAAUAUAUGUGUCUAUCCAUAUAUUGGUUUCCAUGGCUCCGAGAAUUGUGCCUUCUUGAUAAACAUCCAUGAACCAAUCAUAUGGCGCAUUCAUGAAAUGAUCCAGCAUGUUAAUCCCAGUAGGUUAUAUGAGUCACAAACAACUGCUGUUUCUGUUGAUCCAGUUAUACAGAUUGGUGUGCUUAACAUAUCGGAAAUCCGAUUCAAAGUAUCAAUGGGAAUGUCACCAACUCAAAGGCCAAGGGGCGUUCUUGGUUUCUGGUCAUCUUUGAUGACUGCUUUGGGGAACACUGAGAAUAUGCCAGUCAGGAUUAAUCAAAGAUUUCAUGAGAAUAUAUGCAUGCGGCAGAGUGCUCUUAUUAGUAAUGCCGUUUCCAACAUUCAAAAGGAUCUUCUUGGUCAGCCACUUCAACUGCUAUCUGGUGUUGAUAUACUUGGGAAUGCCAGCAGUGCAUUAGGCCAUAUGAGCAAAGGUGUUGCUGCAUUAUCAAUGGAUAAGAAGUUCAUACAAGGCCGCCAGAGACAGGACAAAGUCGAAGACAUAGGUGAUGUCAUUAGAGAGGGAGGUGGAGCUCUAGCUAAAGGCCUGUUCAGAGGAGUCACUGGCAUCUUGACGAAGCCUCUAGAAGGUGCAAAAUCUUCCGGUGUUGAAGGAUUUGUUCAGGGUGUUGGUAAAGGUCUCAUAGGUGCUGCUGCACAGCCUGUGAGUGGUGUCUUGGAUCUUUUGUCGAAGACUACUGAAGGUGCAAAUGCUGUAAGAAUGAAAAUAACAGCUGCUAUAACUUCAGAAGAACAACUUCUUCGUCGCCGUCUUCCUCGAGUAAUUAGUGGGGAUAACUUGCUUCAUCCUUAUGAUGAUUACCGAGCCCAGGGACAGGUCAUCUUACAGCUGGCCGAAUCUGGUGCAUUUUUCGGCCAAGUCGUUGAUUUGUUUAAAGUUCGCGGGAAGUUUGCUUUGUCAGAUUCAUAUGAAGACCACUUUUUACUUCCUAAAGGAAAAAUACUUGUUGUCACCCAUCGAAGAGUUCUACUUUUACAGCAACCUUCUACCAUUAUGGCUCAAAGAAAGUUUAGUCCAGCACGAGAUCCGUGUUCAGUAUUGUGGGAUGUGUUAUGGGAUGAUCUCAUGACGAUGGAGCUAACCCAUGGAAAGAAGGACCACCAGAGGGGAUCACCUUCACGGCUCGUACUUUACUUGCAGACAAGAUCAACAGAGUCAAGGGAACAGACGCGCAUCAUAAAAUGCAUUCGUGAAUCUCAACAGGCUGUCGAAAUUUAUUCUUCAAUUGAGCAAGCUAUGAGCAUUUACGGACCAAACCAUUUGAUGGGAAUGCAAAAGAAGAAAGUGACAAAGCCGUAUUCUCCAGGCACUGAAGAUGCAGAUUCUGAAGUAAUUCCAAAAGAAGGAGCCUGUGUCUGGAGUCCCCAACAAGUACCUGCAUCUGUCUCUUUGAGACCAACUUUUGGAAGCAGCUCAACUUGAUUAAGGACAAAAAAAUAGCAUUGCUUGGGAAUAUGGUGUAACUGUUUCCUUCUUGACAGGCCUAAAUGGUUUCAUUCAUAAGGAUUUGUAGAUAUGUAUAUGAGUUACGAAAAGCCGUGGCUGUUUCUGGAGAGGAGGUUUCAGAGACUUCUCAACAAAGAUUUUGGCGAUAUCGUUUUAUUUGACAAUUUCUUCAGUUAAAAUAUAUAGAAAAGAAAUGCAGAAUCGAGUGUAUAUAUAUGAAUCUAUAUAUAUUGAAAGCUUCCUCUGUAAAUACAACCAACUUUACUAGUCGGCAGUAACUUUAUGUUACACAUGCUGCCAUUUGUAUAUAUUAAUACCAGCAUUUCUGUUA